AUGUCUCUGAACCAAGCUGCCUGGCUCGACGAAGGACAGCCUCUUCGGGUUGGCCCUGCGCCGAUGCCAAACCCCGGCCCGAAGCAACUGGUCAUCAAGAACCACGCCGUGGCGAUUAAUCCAGCAGACUGGAAGAUCCAGAACGGUGCAUCCUUCAUUAAGGCCUGGCCGAUCGUGGUCGGGCUAGACAUUGCAGGCACAGUUGAAAAAGUUGGCGAAGAGGUAACCCGGUUCAAGAAGGGUCAGCGUGUCAUCUCGCACUCCCAGACAUUAAGAGACCAAGUCCCUGCAAAGGGUGCAUUCCAGCUGUAUCCACUCGCCGAGGAAGUGUUCACAUCGGUGAUACCCGAUUCCAUGAGCUUCGAGCAAGCCGUCGUACUACCUGUGGCCCUUUCGACCGCGGCAUCCGGCCUCUACAUUCCGAAAUAUCUAGGUCUUCCUUACCUGCCAUCGCCAAACCCCAAGCCCACCGGAAAGACGCUCCUCGUCUGGGGAGGCGCAUCCUCCGUCGGCGCAGCCACUAUCCAACUUGCCGUUGCAUCCGGACUGAAAGUAAUCACCACGGCCUCGUCGGCUAAUCAUGAGUUUGUCAAAGCCCUGGGCGCCAGUGCCGCGUUCGAUUACAGAUCCCCGUCUGUCGUCGAGGACAUUGUCAAAGAGCUUGAAGACAGCGACCUCGCUGGAAUCUACGAUGCCAUUGCCGAAGAGCCCAGUUUCGAGCCGAUCACUGAGAUUGUGAAGCGUCUGGGCCGCCAGGUCAAAGUUGCCGCUGCGCAGGCUCGUGAGAAGCCAUCCGAGGGGUUUGACCCCAUCUUUGUAUUCUGUUUUGAAAUCGCCACAGCCCCGCAUGAAGAGUUUGGUGAAGCGAUUUGGGGGAAGUUUGUGCCCGAAGCAUUGGCCAGUGGGCAGUUGCAGGCGAAGCCUGACCCGGUGGUUGUAGGUCAUGGGUUGAGUGCACUCGAGCAUGGACUGAAGGUGCAUAAAGCCGGUGUUUCUGCCAAGAAGAUUGUCGUUACGCUUUAG
Messenger RNA from Aspergillus bombycis, 1023 nucleotides. Its product is annotated as zinc-binding alcohol dehydrogenase family protein. Bases 1 to 1023 code for a protein of 340 amino acids. NCBI's taxonomy places the organism in Eukaryota, Fungi, Ascomycota, Eurotiomycetes, Eurotiales, Aspergillaceae. Gene Ontology annotation, molecular function: oxidoreductase activity, acting on NAD(P)H. The record is from RefSeq and is a predicted model, not a curated record. The transcript has 5 exons.